AUGGAGGCCGUGCUAAACGAGCUUGUGUCUGUGGAGGAUCUGAAGAAUUUUGAAAGGAAGUUUCAGUCUGAGCAGGCAGCUGGCUCUGUAUCCAAAAGCACACAGUUUGAGUAUGCCUGGUGCCUGGUGCGAAGCAAAUACAAUGACGACAUCCGUAGAGGCAUCAUGCUCCUGGAGGAGUUGUUACCCAAAGGGAGCAAAGAGGAACAGCGGGAUUAUGUCUUCUACCUGGCAGUGGGCAACUACCGUCUCAAGGAAUAUGAAAAGGCCCUGAAGUAUGUACGAGGGCUGCUGCAGACUGAGCCCCAGAACAACCAGGCCAAGGAGCUGGAGCGCCUCAUUGACAAGGCCAUGAAGAAAGAUGGAUUAGUAGGCAUGGCCAUUGUUGGUGGCAUGGCCUUGGGUGUGGCGGGGGUGACUGUCCUCAUUGGACUAGCAGUCUCCAAGUCCAAAUCCUGA
Cricetulus griseus (Chinese hamster) is the source of this 459-nucleotide messenger RNA. It is a transcript of the gene Fis1, whose product is annotated as fission, mitochondrial 1. The record is from RefSeq and is marked provisional. Gene Ontology annotation, cellular component: mitochondrial outer membrane; peroxisomal membrane. NCBI's taxonomy places the organism in Eukaryota, Metazoa, Chordata, Mammalia, Rodentia, Cricetidae. Gene Ontology annotation, molecular function: protein binding. Gene Ontology annotation, biological process: peroxisome fission; mitochondrial fission; autophagy of mitochondrion.